Molecule: messenger RNA, 1073 nt
Organism: Exophiala mesophila
Lineage: Eukaryota; Fungi; Ascomycota; Eurotiomycetes; Chaetothyriales; Herpotrichiellaceae
Exons: 2
Coding region: 120-830 (236 amino acids)
Cellular component (GO): nucleus
Source: RefSeq, a predicted model, not a curated record
CUCUCACAGACAAGAAUUUGGAGAACCAAGCCACUACCGACUCAGACUGGAGCACCUUCAAAAGAAUUUACCCAGACAACUCCAGUCAUGGGCUUGUUCCCGAUUGUAUAAAAGCACUCAUGUCUCGAUUUGUUUCAGCCGGCACCGAAGCUGACUCCAUCACACGAGAUGAUGCCUGGAUUCAGGCACAAAAAGAAGUGGAGGCUCAACGGCAGUCAAAGCCCGUAGUCAAGCCGGGUGAGCAAGAAGGCGGCAAGAGUCUGUACGAGGUUCUACAACAGAACAAAGCCUCGAAACAAGAAGCAUUCGAAGAACAAGCCCGUCUGAAAAACCAAUUUCGAGCCCUCGACGAUGACGAGAUCGAGUUUCUAGAAUCCGUCAACGAAUCGGUCAAGGCUAAACAGCAUGCGGUGGAGCAAGAGACUGCUGAGCAGCUCGAAGAGUUUCGAAAACAGCGUGCUGCCGCCGAACAUUCUCUCCUCGAAACCACCCCUGGAAAUAAUCCGACUCUUGGCUCUCCGGUGGCAUCAAGUUGGAUGGUGAAGAAGAAAAAGCGUCGGCGUGACCACGAUGGUCCACCAGAGAGGGCUGCCGACAGCAAAUCUAGAAAACUAUCAUCUAUUCUGGAGGACCACCCUGCGGCGCCGACUUUAGCGAGUCCUCCUCCAGAAACAUCUUCGAAAGAGACAAAGGUUGCCUCGAGCCGGGUAGAAAAGAGCGUGAAAAGCCCAGUGUCUGCUUCUGCCGCAACAACGACCACAAAACAAAGUACUCCUCUGACGACAAGCAACCAGCUCGGUUUACAGGGCUAUAGCUCCGAUGAAGAUUAAACAGACUACAUCGGACAUUUUUGUAACUGGGACGAAAAUCUGGGGGAAAUGAGAAAACGAGACUUUUUCACUGGUCGUGCACCAGGACUGGUCCUGCGCCUGGCUCCAGUUGCAGGAUAUUAGGCUUCAGCGCACUUGAAUAAUCAACUAAAAGGCGCCUGGAGCGCCCGCAGACCCCCGAGUUUUCGAGGAAGACUACCUACCUAGGUAAGCACCAAGUAGUCUCUGUUAGAUAGGCGUUGA